GGAGUCAGUGCAGCGUGUCACUGGGAGUCUGGGCGAGUCUCGUGCUGCCUUGCAGACGCCGUCGAGCAGCCAGGAUGAGAGCAGCAGCGAUGACAACACCUCUUCUUCUUACUCUUGCUUCUCCAAAGAGACUCAUGCGUGAUUGCUGAGAUCAUCACCCAAGGCGCACAUAUCAUAUAGGAAGUUCAGGUUCUGCAGUGAGAUUUCAUCAAGGUUCUAAAACAGAAGAAGGAAAUGCAUCCUCAGCCGCGCCGUGACCCCUCCAUGUCGGGGAAAGAGCGCAGCCCCCGGCACAGGCCGUGGUCAGUCUACCGGGCCAACACGUUUGAUCUUUCGUCGGAGAUGAUGGGGUUGGCACUGUCAGGAAACAGUCAGGACCCUGACGAGCCGGUGUUAGAGUUCAGUUUAGUCUGCAGUGAACUGAUCACACCCACUGUGGACCGUAAGCCAAGCAGCUUUGUGGCUGUCAGCUGCACCACUCCGCCUCAGGCCUUCUGGACCAAACAUUCGCAAACUGAAAUCAUUGAGGGGACAAGUAACCCCGCAUUCCUGAGCAGCGUGGCCUUCUUCCAGGACUCCCUCGUCACUCAGCAGACCCAGGUCAAGCUCUCCGUCUACGAUGUGAAGGAUCGUUCACAGGGCACGAUGUACAUGCUUGGCUCGGCCAUGUUUUCUUUGAAGGAGCUCCUUCAGGACAAACACCACCGCCUGCACCUGACUCUAAGGUCAGCCGAGAAUGAACGAGUCGGCAACCUCACGGUCAUCGCCUGGCAGAUUGAGGAGAAACGAGAGCACCGAGCUCCGGUUGCCAGACUACAACGAGGAGAUACUGUGAACGGAAGGAUGGUUCUUCCCGUCGAUGAAAGUUUGACUGAAUCCAAAGGCAUCAAGUCCAUGUCUUCAUCACUGUGUAAGGAUCCCCUGCUGAAGGCUGUGUUUGGAGGCGUCAUGUCGCAUAUGUACCGUUUCCCAACCACGGACGGCAACCAUCUCCGUGUCUUAGAGCAAAUGGCUGAGAGCGUGCUCUCCCUGCACAUUCCUCGACAGUUCGUGAAGCUGCUGCUAGAAGAGGACGCCGUCAGGGUGUGUGAGCUAGAAGAACUAGGUGAGCUGUCUCCAUGCUGGGAGAACCUCAGGAGGCAGAUCAUUACUCAGUACCAGACCAUCAUCCUUACAUAUCAGGAGACCAUCAGCGAUCUGCACGAGUACAAAGGACCUUCUUUUAAAUCUAGCACACUGAAAGCCGAACGGAAGUUAGAGUUUAUUCCGACAAAUUUGCACAUCCAGAGGAUGAGAGUUCAUGGAGAAACCGGCUAUGAAUACACAUACGACGUGGUGACCAACGGCGCUCCUGCUGCACACCAUCAAGGCUUUAAAGGGUGCGGCCUCAGGAAACUACUGCACAAGCUUGAGGAGGCCAGAAAACAGUCUUACGAGGAAGAAAGCUCCACCGGGCCAAGAGGAAUGCCGUACCAGCCGCAGGAUGUCGUCAGAGCAAAGGAGCUGAUCGGCCAAAUUAACACACUGAAGACACAAGUGUGUUACUACGUUGAACGUCUGACUAGAGCGGCCAAAGAGCGCUCGGCCAAUGCGCUGGAGAGAACAUUGGCCAUCCUCAAAGACAAAACUCGCCAGUUGGUGAGCGUGUGCGAUUCUAAGCUCUUGUCCUCAGCCAUCAUCGCUCUGACCGCCGCCCGCCCGGAGUCCACCUCAGAAGGCACCCCGUCCCCUUCCUCCUCCCUCUCGCCGUCCUCACGCUCGCCUUCGCGCUCACCUGCUCACCAUCCGUCAUCUCCGUCGCGGACGGCAACCUCGCCCUCCCGCCUAGCCACUCCCCCUGACAGCAUUAACAGCAGUAAAAACAAACGAGCCUCCUUGCAGGCCGACUUGCUCGGAGAGGACUGGGAGAAGGUGUGGCUGAACGUGGACAAAAGUCUGGAGUGUGUAAUCCAGAGAGUGGACAGGUUGCUGCGAGGAGAUCAACUCCAAAGUGACAGCAGCUCCGAUGAUGUAUUCUCAUUGUCUAGUGAGGAUGUCAAAAACACCAAAAAAGUUAGCAGUCCUGAACGGGGAAAAACAUCACCAGGGGAGUGGACUGAGGCCCUACACCCUCUCCUCACCACGUUGAGCGACUGCGCCUCGCUGAUGAGCGACAAAGCCAAAAAAGCCCUGGUGUUCCUCCUCAUGCAGGACAGCGCCCCCACCAUCGCCAUGAGCCUCACGCUGCAGUACCGCCGUGAUGUCGUCUUCUGUCAAACCCUAACAGCUCUUAUCUGCGGCUUCGUCCUCAAGCUGAGGAACAGCCUCUGCGACUCAGGCUUCCUCAAACAGCUCCACACCAUCGGCUUGCUAGUGCAGUACGAGAGCUUGCUCAGCACCUAUGGUGAGGAGCUGGCCAUGUUGGAGGACAUGAGCGUUGGUGUGACAGACUUGAGAAACGUCACCUUUAAAAUCACACAAGCGAGUACGGUCUUUGGCCCUGACAUGCUGCCUGUCAUCACGGGAAACCGGAGUGGCUUUAACGUCAGGGUCCCCAUCCCUGCCGCCAUUUUCGAUAGUCUUCCCCGGGAGAUCCAGAAUGGCAUGUUGCUGCGUGUGCAGCCCAUCCUCUUCAACGUAGGCAUCAAUGAACAGCAAACAAUGGCUGAGAAAUUUGGAGACACAUCUUUACAGGAGGUAAUCAACAUGGAGAGCAUGGGUCGCCUAAGCUUGUACUACGACCACUUUAAGGAGGUGCUAACAGAAGACUGUCUUCCUCGGUCCCGUAGUACAACAAGUCUGCCCGAUCUGCUCAAACAGCUCAAUCACAACAUCAAUGCCAAGAAGAGCAAGAACGUAGAAAUUUUGUGGCAGGCGGCUGAGGCGUGCCGGCGCCUGAACGGUGUGCGCUUCACUAGCUGCAAGAGUGCCAAGGAUCGCACGGCAAUGUCGUUGACCCUAGAGCAGUGUCACAUCCUCCAGCAGGAGCACGCCCUGGCACCCCAAGUCUUCUACCAGGCCCUGGACUGUAUGCGCAGCGAGGGUUGCAGACGGGAGAACACCAUGAAGAACGUGGGAUGUCGCAAAUACGCCUUUAACUCGCUCCAGCUCAAGGCCUUCCCCAAACAAUAUCGUCCCCCGGAAGGCACAUACGGGAAAGUCGAAUCCUAAUUGGAGCAGAAUGACUGAUGAGGACACAAACACCUACAACGCACACAAACACACAGUAACAGUUGCUGUGUUUAGUUAGUCACCAAUAAGGAUAUUUGUUUAUGUCCAAGUGCUACUGUAGGUUGUUUUAUAGUUAUUUUGCUCUUCUCGGUUGUACUAAAAAAAAAACAAAAAAAAAAAACAGGUACGUAGCUACAAAGGAGUAUUAGUGCCACACUGAAAUGAAAACAAAAAAACCCUACAAGGUUAGCAUUAUUUCAAUGAGUUAAGUCAUAUACGUAGUUUCAUAUAUUUUAAAUAACAUGUAUAUAUCUGAAUUGAUUUAACAAGUAAAUUUCUAAACAUGUCUACACAGUCAUCUGAUAUCGUUACCGUAAUUCGCUUCCACGUCUAACUUUAAUUAUGAAAUUAUACAAAUAUAUUGUCAUAUUUCCACUUGAGUCACAAAUACACGAGUUUAUUUUCAUACAUAUACAACAUUAACCCUUGUAUUACAUCCUCGUAAAAUCUCCAUUUAUUCCUGCUAAAAAAGACAAAGUAAGGACAUAUCCUAUAAUUAUUUCUCCUAUUUAAAUCUUGCACACACACAAUUUUAUUCUCAUAAGGUUACAUUUCUUGUAAAAUUCACUUUAAUUUUAAAAACAUACAACUUAUUUUACUGAAAAUACAACAAUCUCGAAAAUAUGUGCCAUCAUUUUCGAAAUACUACAUUUUUAAUCUCAAAAACUUGGAACCUUUAUUCUUUGAGUGUAUUUUUCCCUGUUCAGUGUGGCCCUAAUUCUCCUUACAACGUACAUAGUCGAUCUAAUGAUACACUGCUGGCCAAAAGUAUUGGCACCCCUGCAAUUCUGUCAGAUAAUGCUCAAUUUCUCCCAGAAAAUGAUUGCAAUUACAAAUCCUUUGGUAGUAAUAGCUUCAUGUAUUUUGCUUGCAAUGAAAAAACACACAAAAAAAAAAGGGGAAAAAAAUUAAAUCAUUAUCAUUUUACACAAACCUCCCAAAAUGGGCCGGACAAAAGUAUUGGCAUCCUUUGAAAAAUCAUGUGAUGCUUCUCUAAUUUGUGUAAUUAACAGCACCUGUUACUUACCUGUGGCACAUAACAGGUGGUGGCACUAACUAAAUCACAUUUCCAGCCAGUUAAAAUGGAUUAAAGUUGACUCAACCUUUGUCUGUGUCCUUGUGUGUACCACAUUGAGCAUGGAGGAAAGAAAGAAGACCAAAGAACUGUCUGAGAACUUGAGAAGCAAAAUUGUGAUGAAACAUGGGCAAUCUUAAGGCUACAAGUCCAUCUCCAAAGAGCUGAAAUUUCCUGUGUCUACCGCAGAGGUUGCGCUAGACUUUUUCGCUGUCUGUCAUUUUGACUGACAGGGUCAUAAAAAUCCGGUCAUUAUCUAUUUUUACCUGUCACUUAAAUUUUUAAAAUGAUAAUAAUGACAUAUUCAAUAGUAUUUAGUUUUCAUUCAUUUUUAAUUAAUAUUCUGUCCGAACAAGCUUAACAGAGAAUCCACACCGUGCCAUCACACAUCAUGCAGAUGAAUAUGUAACUUUUUCUCCGCAGUGACAAAAACAGCUGACUGUGGCCCCAGUAGGUAGGCUACAUAUGGAACAAUGAAAUUAACAGUUCACCUGCUGUGGCCUGAACGCAGUCUCACACUUUCCACCUGGUGCGCAUGGACUUGAAUUGCGUGCCCGCUUGUGCAUAAUCAAAUAUCUCAAGAAGAAACUUUUUUGAAGAAACUCCGAGUAAGGCCAACGACGUCAUGCAUCAAGAGAGACAAUAGCUAAUUAAUAUGCUCACUCGCCACCCUGUGGUCUGGGGUGUGAAUUGCAACCUGUCAAAAUGACAGAUGGACUUCAGUUUUUUCCGUCACCGUUUUAAAAAAUCGGUCAACGACGGAAAAUAUUCGGUUAACGCGACCCCUGGUCUACCGUGCGCAAUGUCGUCAAUAAGUGUAAAGCCCAUGGCACUGUGGCUAUCCUCCCUAGGUAUGGACGGAAAAGAAAAAUUGACAAGAGAUUUCAACGAAAGAUUGUGCGGAUGGUGGAUAAAGAACCUCGCCUAACUUCCCAAAAAGUUCAAGCUGUCCUGCAGUCCGAGGGUACAACAGUGUCAACCCGUACUACUCGUCGGCGUCUGAAUGAAAAGGGACUCCAUGGUAGGACACCCAGGACGACCCCACUUCUGACCCAGAGACAUAAAAAAGCCAGGCUGGAGUUUGCCAAAACUUACCUGAGAAAUCCAAAGACGUUUUGGAAGAAUGUUCUCUGGUCAGAUGAGACAAAAGUAGAGCUUUUUGGGAAAAGGGUUCAACAUAGAGUUUACAGGGAGAAAAGAACACGGUCCCCACAGUCAAACAUGGCGGAGGUUCCCUGAUGUUUUGGGGUUGCUUUGCUACCUCUGGCACUGGACUGCUUGACCCUGUGAAUGGCAUUAUGAAGUCUGAAGACUGCCAACAAAUUUCGCAGCAUAAUGUAGGGUCCAGUGUGAGAAAGCUGUGUCUCCCUCAGAGGUCAUGGCUCAUCAAGCAGGACAAUGACCCAAAACACACUUCAAAAAGCACUAGAAAAUGGUUUGAGAGAAAGCACUGGAGAAUUCUAAAGUGGCCAGACCUGAAUCCCAUAGAACACCUGUGGAGGGAUCUGAAAAUGGCAGUUUGGAGAAGGCACCCUUCAAAUCUCAGAGACCUGGAGCAGGUGGCUUAAGAAGAAUGGUAUAAAAUUCCAGCAGAGCAUUGUAAGAAACUCACUAAUGGAUACCGGAAGCGGUUGUUCGCAGUUAUUUUGUCUAAAGCUUGUACUACCAAGUAUUAGGCUGAGGGUGCCAAUACUUUUGUUCGGCCCAUUUUUGGAGUUUUGUGUAAAAUGAUGAUUUUAAAAAAAUGUUUCAUUCUCUUUGGUGUUUAUUCAUUGCAAGCAAAAUAAAUGAAGACAUUCCUACCAAAGCAUUUGUAAUUGCAAUCAUUUUCUGGGAGAAAUUGAGCAUUAUCUGACAGAAUUGCAGGGGUGCCAAUACUUUUGGCCAGCAAUGUAUUUGUUUCUUUCUCUUCCUCUAAAAUGCCACAAAUGAUGAUUAAAUGAGUGAAUGUGAAGGAAAACCGAUUGUGAGUCAGCUACAUGAAAUGUUACAAGCGCACCAGUUGUGAAUUGAGUAUUACAGUAUUUGUGCACUGGAAGCUCCUGUAGUAUGUCUCUUUACUUGCAGGAUAAAAACCAUGCAGCAUGGAUUGGUUCGAUAUGCCAGUUUAAAAUGAUUUAUGCACUACGCAAAAGAAAAUGUAUGUGAGAUUUAAAAAAAAAAAAAAAAAAAAAAGACAAUUGUUCCUGUUAAACAUUGACUGUAUUGUGCUUUAUCACCUCCUCUGUUGCUGCCAACCAGGUACUGUGUGUUUUAUUGUACUGUAUCAACAAACACUACCAAUUUUAUUUCAGGAAUUAGUUUUGCUUGAAGCUGCGUAUGUUCAUGUGUGUGAUUGGCAUUAACCCUAGGGCACUCAUUUAACUCACUGGCUGCCAUUGAUGGGGCUAGACGUCCAAUCCAUUUUGACUCCUAGUCAAAAGCAUUCACAGCCAGUCCCCCCAGUUUAAAUGAAUUUGACAUCUAUCAUUGUCAAAGGCAGUCAAUGAGUUACUAUGAUUUUUUUUUUUUUUUUUAAAGUCAACUCUAGAGUUUUAUUAGGGGCCAUAACCAGAGUGCAGUUCUGCUUUUAAAUUCAUUUUAAUGUGAUUAAUUUUUCAUUAACAUUUAAUAAAUCAAAAUAUAUAUGUUUUUAGAAUUGAGACUUGACAUCCACAUAUGUGGACAUUGCAUUUUGGGUCAUGUAUCCCACACUUGUUAUGAUGUCAUGUAGCCCACACUUGUUUGGAUGUUAAUAUUAUGGCCUUUAUAGGGUUAAGCUUUUUUUUUUUUGGUUUGUUUUUUGUUUUUUUUUAAAUAAAGGGUUUAAUUUAGUUCCAUGCACAAAGAUGGUAAAAGUUGUUGAUGAAUAAAAGAUAGUCAACUCCCCCAAAUGUUUUUGAUAUAAUUAUUCAUUUCUUGGAAAUUCUAUCAAUGACACUUGCCUUGAACGCAUCCUCAUUAAAAUAUGCAAAAAGUCUAUAUUAUAAUUGUAUUUCAGUGGUUCCCAGCCAGAGCUAUAUGAUCCAAUUUCACUUAUUUUAUAGUAAAAUACAUAGAAGGGCGUGGGUUUGCAUAGGGAUGGUAGGGACAAAACACACAACUUUUCAGGAUGCUCAGAAUGUCCCCACCAACUUUUAAGCAACCUUAUUUGCAUUAUACAAUGAGUUCAGUUAUAUCGGUAAUUUAGAUUGUCUUCCCCUAUGUUCUAGGGAUAGAACAGACCCUACCAUUAUUAAGUGAAAUAUUUUAAUUAUGUUCAGACACUUACCACCAGGGGUGAAAGUGGGCUAGAACGGUCAGGAACGCAGUUCCCGUAUAAGAUU
Molecule: messenger RNA, 7590 nt
Organism: Corythoichthys intestinalis (scribbled pipefish)
Lineage: Eukaryota; Metazoa; Chordata; Actinopteri; Syngnathiformes; Syngnathidae
Gene: inpp4aa
Product: inositol polyphosphate-4-phosphatase type I Aa
Exons: 24
Coding region: 235-3150 (971 amino acids)
Cellular component (GO): cytoplasm
Molecular function (GO): phosphatidylinositol-3,4-bisphosphate 4-phosphatase activity
Source: RefSeq, a predicted model, not a curated record